Molecule: messenger RNA, 1199 nt
Organism: Branchiostoma belcheri (Belcher's lancelet)
Lineage: Eukaryota; Metazoa; Chordata; Leptocardii; Amphioxiformes; Branchiostomatidae
Exons: 4
Coding region: 136-657 (173 amino acids)
Source: RefSeq, a predicted model, not a curated record
CGUACAAAUGGAACCCGAGUAGUGCGCAGUUACAUUGUACAUUGGCGGAAGGUCAAAGUACAAAGAACCUGCCAUGUAGUCGUCUUAGCUGAGUCACUAAACACUUCAAAACAGCGCCACUUGGAGUUUUUCAACAUGGAGGACGUUGGGUUGAGACUUGCAGUGUUGUGUGUGGUUGUUGUUCUGUGUUCCGCGCACCCCACCAAGUAUCCGGAAGUGAACUUGGACGUGUACCGAGCCAAGGACACCCCUCCCCCCUUCCUGUCCUACCACAUCCACUGCAUGUUUGUAGCCUACAACAAUGACAGUGUCUUCGCCGCCCUGAAACUGUUUGACAGAUUCAUUGAACACUUUAACCUGACCCACACCAGACCGUGUGAGGGACUGUAUCACCAGGGCAGGCUGUGUGCGUUCGAUGUUGACUACACUAACACUGGACCCACUGACCCAUUCGUGUCUGCAAACUGGGCAAUCUUUGUCCCCCUGGAGUGGUAUGCAAAAACUGUACCCUGGGUGAUGCAGAACCGAGGUGACCAGGACAUCCUGGUACAUCCCAACUCUGGGGCAGAGGUCAGCGACCACACCCGCUGGGCUCUCUGGAUGGGCGAAAAAUGGCCACUCAACUCUGCUUCCUUCACCAACCAGACUGUGCUUUAGGACAGCCAUCUUUACUACUAAAGCCAUAAUCUGGACAACAGUCUGACAGUAAACACUGGACAAUCUGAGACUAAUCACAUUACAGCGUACAAAAUACCUGGUUGCCCAGUUGCCUCGGGCAACCAAAUUUUACUUGGGGCAACCUGAAUUUUAAGAAUGCCCCCCCCCCAAAUCAUGCCCACUUGGCUUGCACCACUGUAUCCGGCAGAUACUUUUUGAUUUUAGGUGUUAAUGCAUUGGCUAUUACUAGUGUCAGUUAACUUAAUUUAAAGGCUAGUGUUAGAAAUAUUGUCAAAGUCUUAUGUAUGUAACAUUACUUAAUUUGAGGAAAGUAGUAACUUAUAAGUGGGGCAACCUAAAAUUCUGAUGGGCAACCUAAUUUUUCAACAUGGUUCAAAAAGUAUUUUGUACACUGCAUUAGAACUUAUCAGCAGCUACAAUAAUGAUAUCCAUAUGCUUGUGUAACUUGUAGUCUGUGUAUCAUAUCAAUACAAUUUUUAAUUAAUGUCAUAUAAAAGUAUUUUAAUAAAAUUGUAAAAGUU